Messenger RNA from Triticum aestivum (bread wheat), 2306 nucleotides. RefSeq lists its product as uncharacterized. The transcript is spliced from 7 exons. The record is from RefSeq and is a predicted model, not a curated record. NCBI's taxonomy places the organism in Eukaryota, Viridiplantae, Streptophyta, Magnoliopsida, Poales, Poaceae. Bases 72 to 1355 code for a protein of 427 amino acids.
CACGCGCAAGCCCCCCGUCCUCCUCUCGCACGCACACCAAACCCUCGUCGCCGUUGCCGUACCGCCCACCCAUGGAUCCGCCGGUCAUCGGCAGCCCUAGUUUCCCGAGUUGCCGCCCCCUACCCAACUACCCACCAUCCAUCGGCAACAUCCCUUACGUCUAUGUUCCCGGGGAUGGGACCACGAUAGGCGACUUCGUCCCGUGCGCGAGCGUCGCGGAAUUCUCCCCCCACCAGCCGCCGCCGCCGCCGCCGCCGCCGCCUCCAGGGUAUGUGAAGACGGAACAUGUGCCUUGCCCUUCCCGGACUGCCUUUCGACAUUCGCAGUACCCUCAGAGGCCACCAGGGCGCCGUCUUAUCCCAUCUCUAGGGCCACCUUUCCUGUGCCGGAAACAAUAUGAGUGGGGUAUUGAUUUCUACAUCAGGAUCGAUAAUGCGGGAUACUAUCAUGCUUAUCCUCAUGUUGGUGGACCAUUUCAGAACCUACAGGAAGCAGAACAUGCUAUCGAGUGCUAUCUUCAUGAUCGUCGGGAUACAAAAAUGUUCUCAAUGGAUAAUAUGUCUCGAGUGGACAUCGCUAUACGAAACUCCCUUUACUUUCCUGAUGGCACAAGGAGGAGACGUUUGAGAUCGGAACCGGUUGAUGAAAUCCGUUAUAGCGAGCGCCAGUUGGUUAAUGCUUUGAUGGACAAGUAUAAUGAGGACAACAAUCUGCUGGGGGAUCUUGCAUAUGAAGUGAACGAUGUAGCGUGCUACCAACCUUUUUGUGAGGGUGAUCUCCGUAUGUGGUUCCAUCACGUUAAUUUCACUGCAAAGACUAAAUCAACACCUUAUUGUGAGUUCUUCUUCGCUGAAGUCAUAUUUAUGCAAGAAAACUCUUUGGAGUUGCCAGUCAGCUGUUUAUGCAGGCUUAAACCUACUGAUAAUGGUAACUGCUUUGGUUGUAUAAACAAUGGAAGUGUUGAUAUGAUGCAUCCCAGUGAUGUUGGUUAUGCUGGUGGCCAUGCGAUGAACACUUACCAGCCAUUCAGUGGACCUAGGGUAAUGCCAGGAAGCUAUGAAGAGGAAAGCUACGAAGCUGAGGAGGCCAGGUUGAGAAGUACUUUGCAGUGCCUUGACAAUCCAGAGAUGAUGGAAGGACCACCAAGACCGUCUAAGUUCUGGGACAGCCUUGUUAAGGUAUACAUUGGACCACUGGGAUACUCGGACCGAGACCGUGUACCACCAGGAUUCCCAGGUAGUGGAGCUACACAACACAGUGCACCCCCGGCCCCGCGUGCGCAAUACUUUGGGGUUGGCCGUGGUGCUAUGCAAUGCUUUGCACCUCCAGAUCUCUCGGGGUUGUCUUCUUCAUAAGUCAUGGAUUUUAUUGUAGAAUCUGGUUAAAUUCGAGACUGUUGUAACUAACAUGCAUUUGAAUACUAUAUACUCUUUGAGCGACAAAUGUCUUUCAUCAAGACGGAGUGACGGAUUCCAUUUUGGUAGCCUGAACAUGGUGCCAAGUGCUCUUAAUAUACUUAUUAUCUGCCAAAAGUAUUGAAUGGGGUGGACGAUUUGCCACAUCUUGUCUUUGUUUACAAAAUUAGAAGCAGGAAUGGAGUAUAUACGAAGUCGUGACACAUGUUGCUUUGAUCGUAUCAAAAGAAGUGUGACUUGCGGAUGUAUGAAAAAUGAUGCCAUGCAUCACACCAACCAUUUUGGUGCCCUCAGCAGCAGACACCACUAUGGGCCUGCCCUUCCCAGCCUGACUGGUGACAUUGCCAGUACCCUCAGAGGCCACCUUAUCCCAUCUCUAAGGCUACCUUUCCUGUGCCGGAAACAAUAUGAGUGGGGUAUUGACUUCUACAUGAGGAUCGACAAUGCGGGAUACUACUAUGCUUAUCCUCAUGUUGGUGGGCCAUUUCAUAACCUACAGGAAGCAGAACAUGCUAUCGAGCGAUAUCUUCAUGAUCGUCGGGACCCAAAAAUGUAAAUUUUCUCAACUUUCCUCUCGAUUUCGAGCCCUCCGGUUUUGUUUUUGUCCAUUACAAACCAUCAUAAUAAGCUGUUUCUAUUUGUUCUCUAUUGAACAAAGAGCACAUCUCAAACUAAUUCACUAUAAAAAUAUGUCUACAUACUAAAUACAAUUUAUACGAAACCUUUAUACUUAUUUAAAACCUAUAUUCUAUGAUACCACAACCUUAAGAAAUGUAUUUUUCUAUUACUUUCUAAGCACAGAUAACUACACAACGAUGCUGCUAAAUGUUAAUUAUACAGUUAUUUGAUAUAGAAUUAUAUUGUCUAUGACUUUAUUAUUUGGAUAACUCA